AUGGCCGAUGCGGUGUGUUCUGAUCCAUUGAGAGGAGAGAGAUGGCGAGACAUUCGUCGUCUGACGGACAGGCCCGUCGGCUUACGCAGUACCAUGGCGUUGUCUGGUUUUCAAAAUCUGGAUGUUAUUGAUAUGGAUACCAUAGAUAUCAGCAACCUUAACAGGCAAUUUCUUUUCAGCCACAACUGUAGAAUCGAAGAUAAGCCACCGUCCUUCUAUCGUCAGUUUUCUCUAGUCAUUUGUGGGCUCGACUCCAUUGCGGCACGGCGAUGGAUCAACGGCAUGCUUGUAAGGCAUUGA
This is a messenger RNA of Cooperia oncophora, 300 nucleotides long. NCBI's taxonomy places the organism in Eukaryota, Metazoa, Nematoda, Chromadorea, Rhabditida, Trichostrongylidae. The record is from the annotation of a GenBank genome assembly.